AUGACCCAAGAAUAUAAACUAAAGGACAUCUCCUCCUUCUCGGCCCUCAGCUCGCUAGAUAAGAUCGAGGCUGAAAUUGAGGGGAUUGACGAUGGCAAAGUCCUCCUGAUCAAGCUAGACGACAAAGUCCAUGCCCUCAGUCCACGGUGUUCGCACUAUGGAGCUCCAUUGAAGAAUGGCGUCGUGACUAGUGAUGGGAGACUUGCCUGUCCAUGGCAUGGAGCCUGCUUUAAUGUAACGACUGGUGAUGUUGAGGAUGCCCCAGCGCCCAAUGCGUUGAAUAAGUUUGAGGUCUUUGAGAAAAAUGGUGGCGUGUAUAUUCAUGCUAGGGAAGAAGAUAUCAAAGCAGGACAGCGCAAUCCCGUUGUGAAUUGCAGCGUGUCGGAGCCUGAGGAGAAGCUGGUGGUGGUCGGAGGAGGAAGUGGAACUUUGGGCCUGAUCCAAGCUCUCCGAGAGCUUAAAUAUCCCGGUUCUAUCACAAUCAUCUCCAAAGAACCCUACCUGAUCAUAGAUCGCACCAAGCUAUCCAAGGCUCUCAUCACGGAUCCAACUAAGAUCCAAUGGCGACCCCAAGAGUGGUAUGCACAGGCGGCCAUAGAGACCAUCACAGAUGACGUGACAGCCGUGGAUUUCCAGCAAAAGUCCAUCUCCACCAAAUCUGGGAAGACCGUCCCCUACACCAAGCUCGUCCUAGCCACAGGCGGCGUACCACGCACUCUACCACUGCAAGGUCUGAAAGGCGAACUGAACAAUAUCUUCACCCUCCGCGGCAUAGAUGACGUGCAAUCCAUCCUUGCCGCAGCAGGUGACGCAAAGAAAAACAUCGUCGUAAUCGGCAGCUCCUUCAUCGGCAUGGAAGUCGGCAACGCCCUAUCCAAGAACCACAACGUGACCAUCGUCGGCAUGGAAUCCGCCCCCAUGGAACGCGUAAUGGGCGUUCAAGUCGGCCAAAUCUUCAAAUCAAACCUCGAGAAGAAUGGAAUCACCUUCUACCUCUCUGCGAAUGUCAGCCACGCAACCGCCUCCCCGUCAAACACCCACACCGUCGGCGCAGUGCAUCUAAAGGAUGGAACCACCUUGCCCGCCGACCUGGUCAUCCUCGGCGUGGGCGUCCGUCCGGCAACGGACUUCCUCCGUGAUAACAAAGCCAUCACCCUUGAGAAAGAUGGCUCGCUCACCACAGACUCCCACUUCCUCGUGAAGGGCCUGCAGGAUGUCUUCGCCGUCGGCGAUAUAGCUACAUACCCGUACCACGGCCCUGGCGCUGAUGCGAAGGGUUCACCCGUACGCAUCGAGCACUGGAACGUAGCGCAGAACUCCGGACGUGCGGCGGCGCGGGCGAUUGCACAUGCGCGCCGUGGACCGCUGUCUUCGUUGAAACCCAAGUUGUUCAUUCCUGUAUUCUGGUCUGCGCUUGGGGCGCAGUUGCGGUACUGUGGAAAUCCGGUUAAUGGGUAUGAUGAUGUUAUUCUGCGCGAGCAGGGAGAGGGGAAGUUCGUUGCGUUUUAUACGAAUGGGGAGACUGUUGUGGCUGUUGCUACUAUGGGUGCUGAUCCUGUGAUGGUGAAGUCCGCGGAGUUGAUGAGGGUUGGCAAGAUGCCUAGCAAGGCGGAGAUUGUUGGUGGUGCGGAUGUUUUGGGUAUUAAGAUGUAG
Molecule: messenger RNA, 1653 nt
Organism: Penicillium paradoxum
Lineage: Eukaryota; Fungi; Ascomycota; Eurotiomycetes; Eurotiales; Aspergillaceae
Gene: nfr1
Product: putative AIF-like mitochondrial oxidoreductase (Nfrl)
Exons: 3
Coding region: 1-1653 (550 amino acids)
Cellular component (GO): cytoplasm
Molecular function (GO): flavin adenine dinucleotide binding; oxidoreductase activity, acting on NAD(P)H; 2 iron, 2 sulfur cluster binding
Source: RefSeq, a predicted model, not a curated record